Messenger RNA from Conger conger (European conger), 1470 nucleotides. RefSeq names its product uncoupling protein 2 (gene ucp2). The transcript has 8 exons. Lineage: Eukaryota; Metazoa; Chordata; Actinopteri; Anguilliformes; Congridae. Gene Ontology annotation, molecular function: oxidative phosphorylation uncoupler activity. Gene Ontology annotation, cellular component: mitochondrial membrane. Gene Ontology annotation, biological process: mitochondrial transport; response to cold; mitochondrial transmembrane transport. The record is from RefSeq and is a predicted model, not a curated record. The coding region runs from base 382 to 1305 and encodes 307 amino acids.
GGACUAUAAAUUAGCUUCGGUGAGGUUUUUUUUUUUUCCCCACAGAAAACCUCUCUGACGGUCUUUGGCACGCGAGCGUUUGGUGCUGUUACGGAAGAUAUUCGUUUUUGUCUUAUUCAGCGUUUAAACUUUUUAUACGAAUUUUUAGAGUAUGUGUUUGAAGUGUUUAGUUUUUGAACGCAUUUCUAUGGAAGAACAAGGCAAUCAAAUCAUAGUUGAAAGUAAUUUCAACGAGAGGGACGCCUUCAGAGAAUCCUGAUCUCUCGCCUUUCAGGUCUCAGUUGCUACUGAAAAAGAAUUGGGUAGCCUUCAUCUGUCUUGUAUUCACCACAAAACACCAGCCAUUCGUUUGAUCUCUGCACUCCUGUAAUUUUUGCUGAAAUGGUUGGAUUUGGACCAGUCGAUAUGCCCCCCACCGCCACUGUGAAGUUUCUUGGGGCGGGUACAGCAGCCUGCAUCGCCGACCUCUUCACCUUUCCACUGGAUACAGCCAAAGUCAGGCUGCAGAUCCAGGGUGAAGUCAAGGCUGCGGCCGGUGACGUCAAGGUGACCAGGUACCACGGUGUCUUCGGCACCAUCACCACCAUGGUGCGUACCGAGGGGCCCAGGAGUCUGUACAAAGGGCUGGUGGCAGGGCUCCAGAGACAGAUGAGCUUCGCUUCCGUCCGUAUUGGGCUCUACGACUCCGUCAAACAGUUCUACACCAAGGGUUCUGAGCAUGUGGGGAUUGGCAGUCGCCUUCUGGCCGGCUGCACCACUGGAGCCAUGGCAGUUGCCGUGGCUCAGCCCACAGAUGUGGUGAAGGUCCGAUUCCAGGCCCAGGCCAGCAACACCGGACGGUACCAGAGCACCAUGCAUGCCUAUCGGACUAUUGCCAGGGAGGAAGGCAUCCGUGGACUGUGGAAAGGAACUGGGCCCAACAUUGCCCGCAAUGCUAUUGUGAACUGCACAGAGCUGGUGACUUACGAUCUCAUCAAAGAUGCCCUCCUGAAAGCCACCCCACUGACUGAUGACCUCCCCUGCCACUUUACAUCUGCAUUUGGAGCAGGCUUUUGCACCACCAUUAUUGCCUCCCCUGUGGAUGUGGUGAAGACAAGAUACAUGAACUCUGCCCAUGGCCAGUACCGCAGUGCCUUAAACUGUGCCCUCACAAUGCUCACAAAGGAGGGGCCCACUGCCUUCUACAAGGGGUUCAUGCCCUCUUUCCUGAGGCUGGGCUCCUGGAACGUGGUGAUGUUCGUCACCUAUGAGCAGCUGAAGCGCGCCAUGAUGAUGGCUCGCCACAACUGGGCCGCUCCUCUGUGAACAUUGCUAAGCGUUAUCCUCGCUACCCUUUCUCUACCUCUUCUGUAGCUUGUUUUUAAUGCUCUCGUUUCCUCCAGCUGCUUCAUAAAAGUGUGGGCCAAGGUCAAAUACAAGUUUUUAUUAUUAUUUAAAGAAGCCUUUAGCAAUAAAACCAUUGUGAAAACA